Messenger RNA from Cynara cardunculus var. scolymus (artichoke), 710 nucleotides. RefSeq lists its product as uncharacterized. NCBI's taxonomy places the organism in Eukaryota, Viridiplantae, Streptophyta, Magnoliopsida, Asterales, Asteraceae. The record is from RefSeq and is a predicted model, not a curated record. The transcript is spliced from 2 exons. Bases 124 to 498 code for a protein of 124 amino acids.
UACAUCAAGAUUCUCUGUGAUCUCACUAACUUAACCUCUUUCCUCGGCCUUUCGUUCUACACCACAUAAUAAACUCAUUCAAAGAAUCUCUCUCUCUCUCUCUUUCUCUUUUGGUGAGCACCGAUGGUUCAUAUGGGAAGCUGCAGUAAACAUGCUUCCAGUAUCCUCUUCUUGCUCAUGUUAAUCCUAUUCAUCAAUUAUAAGCAUUCAGAUGGUGCAGGUGGUGAUGAAUUGGAAAAGAGUAGUAGUAAAAUUGGUGAAUUAGUACCAAUAGGAGUGGGGAGAAGUGAAUUCAGGUUGGAAAUGGAUUAUAAGCAGCGAAGGAAGCUUGGUCCUUUUCAGGUAUGCUUGGGUUGCAAGUGCUGUGUGGUGGCCACUGAUCCAACCACCUGCUCAAACAUGCCAUGUUGUUUUGGCAUAGACUGUCAGCUUCCAAACAAGCCUUUUGGCGUCUGUGCUUUCGUCCCCAAGACCUGCAACUGUACCACUUGCAGCUAACACCCACUAUCCAUCAUAUGGUAUAUAUAUAUAUAUACUUACAUAUAUAUAUAUAUAUUAGUUGUACAUGUGGCAGACAGACACCAUAUGCUCAGAUUUCUAAUAAAAUAAGACCACUCUUGCCCUUCUAUAUAUCGUGCAUAAAAUAAUAUUAGUAAUCAGAUUAUUGUACUUUGUUUUUGCAGAGAAUAUAUGUGCAUUUUGAAUCCCAA